AGGGCAUUCCCGUGUCAGUUCAGCAGCUUAUAGACGCAAGAAAGAGCUCCGACCUGUACAAGAACACCCGCGUUGUAAGCUGGCAUUGUGAGCCCAAGACAGCCAUAAGGGAGGGGAGCUCUUCACCUACGACUCCAUAGACAUGGAGAUUAAGAACGACAAGACAAUUGUGAAAGAAAAACUUUGCGAGAAGUUUGUGAAUUGCGAGCUUCGACUCAUUGAGUCGUCAAAGCUUCCAGUAAAAUGUUGGAAUGAUGGCGAGCAGGGACUGGUGCGCCUCACCCAGCAUGACGGACAGCACGUGCAUGAGAGAGAAUAUCAAGGCAGCUGGACACUGAAAAGUCUCGCCGCUAGAGGAGAUUUCUGGUCAGAAGAUGAUGAUUAUGAUUCAGCUUCCGGUCAGCCCUUGGCGCGCUGCCUUCACGUGGUCAAGUCCGUGGCUGAUGCCAUGUGUCAGCUACAUCGUCAAGAAUGGCUAUUUCGAGAUUUUCGAGUAUCGAAUAUUCUAGUCAACUACGACACAGGAGAGGCAGUGCUUGCUCGGAUUGGGCGAAUGCGUCAUCUGCGUGCGGCGGAGGACAGUGUGCACGAGGAACCUUUCCAGGACAGCUGGCGUAGAUUAGCCCCUGAAGUGCUUGUUGCACACACCUACAGCCGCGCAAACGAUGUAUUUAUGUUUGGAACAAUGAUCUGGGAGCUCUUUCACAUAAGGGAGGAGAGCAGAAUAAAUCCCAGGGCAACGGACGAGGACAUGGAACCCUGCGCUGAUAUUCCCAGGCACGAGGUUAUAAAUUACAUCAGAGAAGGAAUGUCACUACCGAACCACGAAAGUUGUCCAGUCUGGCUUUAUGAGUUGAUUUUGCAGUGCCGCCAUCCCAACCCUCUGCAAAGACCCACUGCUGAGCAAAUCGUGGAAACUCUCGCUAGAAACUCAAGCGACACAGCGUCCAUAGGACCUCUCAUGUUCAAACCUUUGGCAAGCGCGGUUCCAGAGGAUGCACUCAGUGAAGAAACAGACGAACUUCCUGAUGUACCAGCACGAAACAGGAUUUCUGCUUAUAUCAGAAGGCAUCUUCCUAGCAAGAAAAUAUGGACCAGAGGGACCACAAUUCGAAGGUCAUACAAGCGAACCACUAAGAAACACAAGGAAGGCAUCGACAAUCGCACUUUUCUGAACGAGAAUGAAAAUCACCGUGGUUCCGAAAGAGCUGCCAAUCGUAACAUUACUUCACCACUUACAGACCACGAAAUGCCUUAUCUCAGUCUGGGACAGUUUUCAAAACAUUCCAGAGGAUCUCUAGAGCGCAGCAGGAGUAAGGAGCAGAAAGCUUUAAAGCGAAGCAUCAAGUUCGAAUGUAACCAUGUCCGAUUUGGAAAAAAACGAGCGAAGUGAACAGAAAAGCCACUUAACAAGUAAAAUCCCGAGAGAAAAGACCAAAGAACAAUCUGUCGAGUCCUGGAGACACGGAGCAGACGUUUGUUAAACAAUUCAUGGACGUGGAAGAAGAUUCUGACGACCAUUACGACACGUUAAACAAUUCACAGGUGACUGGUUAUUUUCCCGGUGACAUUGGUCACACGUGCAACUGAACCGCGCCAUGGCAGCCUGUCUACAAUCGUCUUCCGCAAGGGGCAAGAUCUGCCCCGAUAUCACCAAAUGUGAAGACAGAAUUUACUGGUGUCAAAGGUCACACAUUGUCAGUAAUUCAUGAGACUGGCCGUACAACACCAGAAAGUCCUAGUAGACAGGAAAUGGUGACAACAAGACACGUGAACAAAAAGACGACACACAGAAAAGUGCCUUCCAUAUCCCAAAUUGUAAUCGUGAGACAGAAUACAAAUUUUAUGAGCCAGUAGAACUAGCAUUACCGCCAUCAUCGGGUGGCUCAUCCAGUUUGGAUCAACACAGCCAAGACAUUCAGUCUGAGAAUGUUCAUAACAGCGAAAAAGACUACGAUAAACUGAACGAUCAGCUAUCUGAUCAUUGUACUAAUCCUGAAACAGAUUAUACUUCUCUUGUAUGCACUUCGGUCACAACCAUUUCUUCUGAGUCUGAACCUCAUCAGCAGGAACAAGAUCAGAAUUCUCCCAAUGCAGGUUGCAGUCAUCACACAUCUUUUCUUUGGCCGGACCACACUCAAACAUCUAAAAGUAGGCUUGACUAUGUAUACGUGGACGGACGCUCAGAAAAGAAAACUGAACCAGAAAACAUUACAUUAAAUAAACAGAGGCAAUUGGAGGAAAUGGAACAACAAAGCAGCUCAUUAGAACACUCUGGAUCAUUUGUCGCUUCGUCUUCUGCCUCGUGGGUUUCUUCAGAGUCGGAAGAUUAUUCGAGCACAGAUGCUAGCUGCCAAUAUUGCAAAGAAAGUUUUUGUCAGGAGUGCAGUGAACACUUAACAACACGAUGGACGGUCCACACUGAACAGCAGCAACAGCUACAGCAGCAGUGUAUGGCCGUGUGCUUGGACAAUGAUCCCCUCAGAUGCAAGCUGUUAUGUCCACAUAAAACAGAAACUUUAAAGAACAAAAGUGUUGUCAAAAGAAGACACAGACUUGAAGGAGACGCGUUCUUUUUGGAGUCCAAUACAUUGUCUCCUUUAAAAUUUAAUAAUCCAUAUCUACCAAAAGUUAGCCACGUAGAUUGGGAAAAUGGUAAAAUGGAGCAGUUUUUUCUAGAGGACUUCGAUGGUUCUGGUAACAAGGCUGAAAUCUAUGUAUAGCGUCCACCACACUCUGUGAUGUAAAACUGAUGAGAACACACUGUUUGCCUUUGAUGAUACUUUUUACACUUGUCAGAUGCUGUUUUGUCCUCUAGAAGAACUGAAAUACAUGUAUGAGUCAUGUAAAUGAAAACCCAAAAUCGUGUGCGCGAAUACUCAAUCCUCUUUAAUUAGACACAACUGAUCACAUUACACUUCAUCAUAUAAAAAUCAAAUUUGUACGAGGCUAUUUUCAGCUGCAUCCCACACACUAUCUUACAGAAAUGAUUGUGUGAAUGUUAUCGUGAGCAUUUAGAUAAAAAAAAUUAGUUCAGUAGAUACUGCAUGGCUAAUGCCAGUUUGUCCUGCCAAUUAAAGAUGACUGUGCAGAGUUGAACCCACUGGGAUCCGCGUGCGACCGUAGUCCACGUGACCUAUGGUCACUCAAAGUCAAAACUACAGCGAUCAGUAAACUGACAGUCAAGUGAGUUCAUGUGUAAUUAAUACUCACUUUCAGCAGCCAAUGAGCUGGGUGCAACAGAUCAAAGAUGUUAUGUGGUGAGUGAGAACACCACAAUAAUGUUUUCAAGUGUUGUAAAUGAUGUAUCGCUUUUAACUUAAUAGCUGCACAUAUGUGGUAGUUUUUUUAAAGGACAGAACCAGUGACGACUGUGAAUUGGUUCUGUCCCCAGUAUGAAGACACGAGUCCUUUCCUUUAGAGGUUUCUUAAUCUUCUCCAUUCACGCUAAAGAAAACUAACCUUCUCCGUUAGUUUCUAUUAUAUCGGGUGACCGAUGGACCGUCUUGCUCACCUGCCCUACCCUCAUCUUGAAUGCAUUGUUUUCUUGUGGUCCUCGUGGUUCAUUGACCUAAUCAUUUCUUUUGAUAUGCUUUGCUGUUCUAUACUACUGUACUGCGCAUUGGAACCUUUGCUGUGAGUGACAGGCGCGUUCUCACUCACUCACUCACUCACCAGAAUUCUCCGAUGUAUCCCUUGACUUCUCGCCACCUUCCCGCUCUGGUCAACAGCGUACAUAAUACCUUGAAAGAAAAGUGUACUUCCUAUGGUCGAAAUUGCAGACUACUUGAUGUUGGAAUACAAUAAAAACUUAUUUACUCUCAUUACACAUAACAGGUUCAAGCGAGAUAUUUCUCAGCAAAAAAAGUUUUAUUUUAAUUAUUUAAUCAGGCCCUACUAGAAAAUUUGCGAGGUGAAACAUUGUGUCAUGCACGCUGUUUCGUUUUCGAAAUCAGAGCCCGAAUAUUGGCGAGAAUCUUGAUGUCGGGUUUCACUUUUCAAGACUUUCUUUAUAAGACUCACAUUGACGAUUAUGUGACCAUGUUUCACGAUUUUGUUUACACGACCGUCAUAUACAGCAUUGCAAAAUAUAGCUAUUUAUUAAAUAGCUUGCACCUGGUUAAGAAAGCCGUUUAGUUUUAAAGUUUCUGGACAGGUCUUGCCCACCUCUUCUGUGAGUCAACUGAUCAACCUUAUGCUGCUGAUGUUAAUGUAACCGGUCAACAUUCUCUUCAUUUCACUUUUUCUUAGCUUCUGCAGAUUUUUUGCAGUGUCUUAACCCUUUAAGCUGCGGCCAUCACUCUUUAAUCACCGCUCGCAGCUAAAGUAUUCGCAUUGUUCUUCGUGUUACAUCACGGAGUUUGAUUGUCGUGAAUUACUGUGAUAUGAACAGAAUAAUGAGUUUGCCUGAUGGCUGGGAUAUAGCACUUUACAAUUUAUUAUUGCUAUUAGUAUUGAUUUGUGUUGAUCUAUCACAUCGAGGAUUUCAAUGUAUAAUGUCUAUAGCAUCAUGCUCUCUGAUAUUAUUGUUUCCAAAAGACAAUAUAAAUAGUUUGACUUCGUUUAUUUCAUUAAAAUGAUCGCUGCGCACUGAAAUAAAAUAAAAUAAAAUAUCCUUAA
Pomacea canaliculata is the source of this 4620-nucleotide messenger RNA. Its product is annotated as fibroblast growth factor receptor 4-like. Bases 143 to 1393 code for a protein of 416 amino acids. NCBI's taxonomy places the organism in Eukaryota, Metazoa, Mollusca, Gastropoda, Architaenioglossa, Ampullariidae. Gene Ontology annotation, molecular function: ATP binding; protein tyrosine kinase activity. Gene Ontology annotation, biological process: protein phosphorylation. The transcript has 8 exons. The record is from RefSeq and is a predicted model, not a curated record.